AUGUUCUUCGACAUCCCAGCACAGACCUUUAUGGAACAGAGCCUGAUCUGGGAUCUGGCUAAUGUCUUCACUCGGGCAGCCAAGGCAAGCAAGUGGUCGCCAUUGACCGAGGCCGCAAUAGAUGCGAAGGCCAAGGAGUUUGCGGAGUGGCGAAAGCUGAACCAGGCCAAAUUCGACGCCGUCGGCCUGAGCAUACAGGAUCUGAUGACUGCCUUGGAUAGCAUGGCGCCGCAGGUGUAUGCCGACUGGGAGGCAUACAAGGAGCGUGUGGCUGCUGAGAAGGACGCUCGCAAGAAGGCUGAUGCACUUGCUGUCGCUGGUUCAUCGAAGCAGAAGACCCCGGCGACUGGCUCGUCCAAGACUGGCGGCCCACCCCAGGAGCUCGUCAACUAUGUUGGCAACUUCGACGAUGAGCCAUCUUCUAGAGACCAGGCCAAGCUGUGGUGUCGCUUCCUUAACCUUCUACUAUACAACGUCGGUCUCGCUGUGUAUCGCGCUCGCUUGAAGGAGUACUACGCACCGACUGGCAAGACGGGUGUUUCCUUCCCAACCCAAGAAGACAUAAAUCGCAGCUUUGCCAACAUCGAUGACACAGACACCGAGGAUGAGUUUGGCGGUGAGAUCGACCUAGACGUAAUAGACAUCGAGCGACCACAGUCCCCGUUGUCUCGUCGUCGUGAGUAG
This is a messenger RNA of Fulvia fulva, 684 nucleotides long. RefSeq lists its product as uncharacterized. The transcript has 2 exons. The coding region runs from base 1 to 684 and encodes 227 amino acids. NCBI's taxonomy places the organism in Eukaryota, Fungi, Ascomycota, Dothideomycetes, Mycosphaerellales, Mycosphaerellaceae. The record is from RefSeq and is a predicted model, not a curated record.